GUCGCCGAAGUCUUGCGGCUUACGUGUUUGUUUUCCUCUCGCAUAUUAUUAAAAUGUGGUGGGAGCUGUUAACUCCGCGCCUUACGGGCCGUGCACCAGUCCUCGCUUUCUAAUCGCGCCGUUCGCACCUGGUGAAGUGACACAAUGUCUUUCGAAACACUCGAGGAAUUGUUAAAGUGCCACGGCCAGGAUCAACUUAUCAAGUUUUGGCCGGAACUCGAUGAAAAUGAAAGGGAACUACUAUCCGGGGAGAUACUGAAGUUAGAUUUGGCCGAAGUCAACGAGAUCUUCCGUCGGGCAAACGAAACCACGAAAGUUAUUCUAGAAAAAUCGGGUGAUGAUUUGAAACCCAUACCCCAGAGUCAUUACGAGUCAGUGCCGAGUUUGACGGCAUCUAAAGUGCAGGAGUAUGAAAAUAUUGGCCUAGAAGAGAUCUCUGAAGGUAGAGUUGGCGUUUUGCUUCUAGCCGGAGGGCAGGCGACUAGACUUGGUUUCGGGCACCCCAAGGGAAUGUAUGAUGUUGGUUUACCAUCAAAGAAAACUUUAUUUCAAAUUCAAGCUGAAAGGAUAGUGAGAGUGCAGGAGUUGGCUGCAGAGAAACAUGGCAAAGAAGGUAGAAUCACUUGGUAUAUUAUGACUUCGGAACAUACUAAGGCACCAACAGCAGAGUUUUUCAAAAACCAUGAUUACUUCGGCCUCAGGGAAGAGGAUAUUGUGUUCUUUGAACAGGGUCGGUUACCAUGCUUUGAUUUUGAUGGAAAAAUUAUUUUAGAGGGGAAACACCACUUGUCUUCCGCUCCCGAUGGUAAUGGAGGAUUAUAUCGUGCAUUGAAAAGACAAGGCAUUCUUAAGGACAUUGGUAAGAGAAAUGUUAAACAUUUGCAUGCCCAUUCGGUUGAUAAUAUACUUAUUAAGGUAGCAGAUCCGGUCUUUAUUGGAUACUGUAAAAGUAAAAAUGCAGAUUGUGCUGCAAAAGUUGUUCAGAAGUCUACUCCGAGCGAAGCUGUUGGUGUAGUUUGCAGAGUGAACGGCCACUAUAAAGUAGUUGAGUAUUCUGAAAUGACAGAGGAAGCAACGAACCGUAGAAACUCCGACGGUCGUCUCACAUUCUCAGCUGGGAACAUUUGCAACCACUAUUUCUCGUCUGAAUUCCUUUCAAAAAUCUGCGAUUUCGAAUCCAAACUGAAGUUGCAUGUUGCAAAGAAGAAAAUUCCUUAUGUUGAUGAUAAUGGUGUUAAACAAAAACCAUCAGAACCUAACGGUAUUAAAAUGGAGAAGUUCAUAUUUGAUGUGUUUGAGUUUGCUGAGAACUUUAUUUGCUUGGAAGUAGCUAGGGAUGUGGAAUUUUCUGCAUUGAAAAAUGCUGAUGCAGCUAAGAAGGACUGCCCGUCGACCGCCCGUGAAGAUUUGUUGAGACUACAUAGAAAAUAUAUUAGGGAAGCAGGUGGUGAGAUCGGAGAUAAUAUUGACGUUGAGAUAUCACCGUUGUUGUCGUACGGAGGAGAAAACUUGGAGGAACUUGUCAAAGGAGAGGUUUUCACCAUUUCGCCAUUCCAUUUGCACAGCAUAAGAGAAUCUGCCACCAACGGAAUCAAUGGUAAACACUGAAAUUCUUUUGCAAAGAAUUUCCCAAAAUUGUGAUACUUUUAUGAUGCAUGCU
Molecule: messenger RNA, 1660 nt
Organism: Chilo suppressalis (striped riceborer)
Lineage: Eukaryota; Metazoa; Arthropoda; Insecta; Lepidoptera; Crambidae
Source: the annotation of a GenBank genome assembly